This is a messenger RNA of Bicyclus anynana (squinting bush brown), 2536 nucleotides long. It is a transcript of the gene cnn, whose product is annotated as centrosomin. Lineage: Eukaryota; Metazoa; Arthropoda; Insecta; Lepidoptera; Nymphalidae. Gene Ontology annotation, biological process: negative regulation of centriole replication; microtubule bundle formation; establishment of mitotic spindle orientation. The record is from RefSeq and is a predicted model, not a curated record. Gene Ontology annotation, cellular component: perinuclear region of cytoplasm; microtubule plus-end; mitotic spindle pole. Gene Ontology annotation, molecular function: protein kinase binding; gamma-tubulin binding; transcription cis-regulatory region binding. The transcript has 12 exons. The coding region runs from base 281 to 2419 and encodes 712 amino acids.
UGUCCUCUGCAAUCUGCAUCUCGUCUCGUGUGCCGUCAAAACAUUCGACACGGCAUCGUUUACAUUUUUUUAUUUGUUUACUUGUAAUACGUGCAAAAUGUGAUUCUAGUUUUGUAAAUUACUUUUUUAGUAUUAGCACAACCUUCUUUUUACCCUCAAUUACCAAAGAAUUCUACUAAAGAUUAUUAUUAAGUGUGAUUUAUUAAUAGACGUUGAGAUUGUACAGUGAUUUAAGUCGUGGUAUUUUUUGUGAUAUAGUGUUGUAAAUUGUAACAUUAAAAUGGCUACAUUACCAAGGAUGAACUCUUCAAAACAUGGGACCAGUAUUACGACGCCUUUUAGCACCAGCCCGCGCAAGCUGCAAGAAAUGACGCUACCAACUGACGGCCAUGACGUGACAACGGCUAGCGGCGUUAGCAUGAAGCAGUAUGAAGAACAGUUAAACAAUUUAAGGAAGGAGAAUUUCAAUUUAAAGUUACGGAUUUAUUUUCUAGAGGAAAAGCUUGGAGCCGGCGCGCCGCCCGCUGUUCAAGGAUUAUUGGAACACAAUGUGAGACUUCAAGUGGAAGUAGAGGAGUUGAGGAGACAACUGAGUGACAAACAGGAAUUGCUAGCAGCAGCUGCAGAGGCAAUCGAUGUGUUAGAGCAUCAGGGCUCAAUAUCAAUGGAUGCCGCAGAUGUUUCAAACACCAGUAUCAUAAAAAAAGAAGCAUUUGAACCAUCUCAGGUUCCUGACCCACCAACAGACGCUGUGGAUGAAACAUACCAAUCUGAAUCAGCCACGGGUGACUACUUAGGUGUGACUAUUAAGAGUGAAGAUAAUAUGGAUCAAUUGACUCGGCUCAAAAAAGAAAAUCGUAAAGCUCUUCACAUGAUCAAGGAAUGCAUGAAAAAGCUUCAACAACAGGACAAAGAGAUGAAAAAAUUGAAAAUGGACAAAGAAUUGACUUAUGCACAUGUGAGUGAUUCUCAAAUAGAGAAAUAUGAAGAGAUAUUAAAAUGUAAAGACGAGCAUAUCAAGGACUUGGAAAGCAAAGUUAGAACACUACAAAAUAACUUUGACAGUAUGCAAAAUGAAGAUUCCUCCGGAAAUCUACAACAGCUCUUGACAAAACGUCUUCAAGGCCUGGCAUUCUUCUUGGACAAAUUAUUAUCCCACAAGUGCGUCCUCGGUGAAGAAAAAAAGAAGCUAGCUGAGAGUAUUUUGGAACAAACCCUAGCACUGCCGGUGGGUUUGCAGUUGGACGAGUCUAUGGCCGAAGAACUGACCAUGGACGAGAGUAACCUCGAUAUUUCACAUUCUAUGAGAAUAGAAGAUUUAACAUUAAUGUUCGGACAUCACAUGGCGUGCGGCGAUGAUAAUCGGCAUUCACUUAGGAAGCCCCUGAGACAUUUCCCUCAAGCAGAUGUUAUAUCGGAGUCAGAAUGUUGGUCGGAACCAGACAGAAACGUAUCUCUGGCUAGAGUUGGUCUCUGCCAUACCGGUGUAACGAUACGCGAGAGUAUGUCCGAAGCCAAUAGAUCCCGCGCGCGUCGUUCGAGAAUAUCCUAUGGAUCACGCUCCGAAGACAACAAACCCAUAAACGAAAGUGAAUUGAAACAGAAUGAGAUGUCUGUUCGCAACGAACAGUUGGAAGAAGAGAAAAAAGAUUUGACUCUAAAAUUGGAUUAUGCGAUGCAACAAAUCAAUGAUCUAGUCAAUGAAAACGACAAACUCAAAGCUGUUUUGGAAACGGAGCGCUCUGCGACGGUCGAUACUAAUACACGUUUAGAAACUUUGAAAGCUGCGUUGAUGACUAUGGAAUCAAGGCUUGCAGAUAAUGAACAACAAAUAGCUUAUAAUGUUCAACUGGUGGAGAAACUACGUGCAGAGAAACAAGAACUAGAAGCAACUUUUAUGGAGACGGAACGUUCUCUAAGGCGAGCUGCAGACGAAGCGACCGUGCAAGCUUCUCAAGCGUCACUUGAACGAGCGCGAGCUCAACACGACAGGCUACGAGUUGAAAGAGAACUCGAAGAAACUAGAGAAAAAUUGUCCGCAGCAAUGGAAACUAAUUCGCAGUUAGAAAUUGAAGUGACACGGAAAUUGGGCAUGGAAGAUGAUAAAAUGGUCGAGUUACACGAAGGCCUGCUGGAAGAGGAUCGCUCGACCUCUCCAGAUCAAGGCAUAGACAGUGAUAGGCUCUCUAGUUUAGAACAUAACGAUGCUGUUAAUUUAUCUCCUCGCUCGUUAUACGAAGAAAAUAAGGCACUGAAACAGAAAUUGGCAAGAAGCAAAGCUACGUUAGCAGAAACCUUAAUACAACUCAACGCUUCCAAUAUGAGAAAGCGAGGUGUGCAGCGAGCCAUAUGUAGGGAAAUACACAAAACUCACGGCGUCCUGCGCCAGGUUCGAGACCACGUUGAACUUCAACAGUAAACCUUCAAUUUAAUUCAUAAUUAUGUGCCAAGUGUAAUCUUCACUUUUUGUAAGUUUAAUUACGCUAUUUUACUUAAAAUGUUCUUUAUGACCUUUAUUAUUAAAUAUUUCGUAUUA